GGAAAAAGUAAACAGUGGAAAGCAGUUCCCUGUAUCGUAUCCUUUGGACGUCCUUUCCAUGAUGUGUUACACAUGACUGCUGUGAGACUGUUCCGCCUGCUUUAGGGCUACACCAGCACCAUCAACGACUGGACAGAUGUUCACCUAGGAUGCUGAUAAAGUGUGGGCCAGACAUGUUGGAAAUGGUUUUGGCUAAAAUCACUUUGUUUUACAAGGAAAGUAAUUAAAAGGAGAUAACUGAGGAUGGACAACAGGGACACUGGCAGUCUGAAGAACAAUAAAAAGAUGGAUGCCAACACACUAUGGCAGUGGCGCAUUAUGCAUGUAAAGAAGUACUCAAGACAUCCAGAACCAUUCCAUUACAGCAAUAACAUGAGACUAGAUUUUAAUGUUCGAUCCAACACACACAAGAAAUUGGAUUUACGUUCAUUGACAAAUGGUGUCAUACUGGAGGUCUGUGACUUUGCGAAAACGGUUCGCAAAAGUAAAUGGCAUUUUAUCACAAACAUUCUGGAGAACAAUUUCGAUCUUGGAUUGAAAAACGAGCAACAGCGGAUUGAGUUUACUUCUCAAAUUCUGCACAAAGUCAGAGACUUGAUCCAAAAACCUCCUGAAGAUAAACAUGAAGCUUUUACUCUCUUUGACACGUCAUCUGAGCCAGAAUGUAGCAGCAACAGCAAAAGUGGGCCUAACAUGGGAUCUACAGAAUAUAAGACUGACUGGUUCCUGGUGGACAUGGAUGAUAUGAAUGAAAGUGAACAUGAAGAUAAAUUGAAGUGUUCACAAGCACCAUCUAAAGACUAUAUGAAGAUGGAAGAGAUGGAUGGACCACGUACUGAUGACAGUGGUGAUGAUGAUGAUGAUGAGGAGUUGGAGUGUUCAAAGCCUAAGUCAGCAAGAAAACUGGAAGAGGAUGUUCUCCCCCCCUCGUUCCCUUGUUGUGAAGUAAUUGGUCUGAACCUUGAUGUUGGGUCAAAACAAAGUCUAGAUCCAGGUUUACUGACAAAGGGCAUGAUGUUAGAGCUAGUACAGUUCACUAGAGCAUUGACUGCAUCCCACAGAUCUAUUGUUCUCAGUGUGUUGAAGCAUAAUUUUGAACUUGAUCUUAAAAGUCAACAGGAAACAAAUCAAGUGUGGUUCACAAUAUUACAAUUGCAGAAAAGGAAGAAGCUAAUUCUUACCACUGGUACCAAAAUCAGUCCAGAUUUUAAAAGUGAGCCAUUUUUCUUUCAGACAAAUCCCCUUGAAAAAGGAUCAGCUCUGUCCAGAGUGGGAGCCUCACUAUAUCGAUUGAAAGAAGUGAGCAAAAGAAGACAGUCUGAUUUAAAAAGUAAAUGUGAAAAAAGAGCUCUUUCAACAACUAGAGAACAUGUCACCAAACGGCGCAGAACAGAACAGGCUGAACAGGAAGAGACAAACACACUGUCUCAUCAUACUGAUAUGUAUAACAGUGAAACAGCAGAGGAGGACCACAGCUACAUGUGUACUUUAGACUCAGACAAAGUCACAGAUUCGGAAAAUAAUGAAAAUGGAGAUGACUUACAAAACCCAACAAGUUCUGACAUCCAUAGUAAAUCAGAAUCAAGCUGCAUGGGUACACGUGAACCUUUCCUCACUUCCACUAAUGGUUCAUCCAGUUUACCAAUUGUGAACUCAAUUGUGAACCUAAUGAAAUGUCAGCCUGAUGAAAGAGGACAGUGUGGAGAUGAAGAGAAGACAGAGAUUCCAAGAACUGUGCCAUACAAAUGUGACAUGGAAGAAGAGGAAAUGGAAACGGAGAGCCACAUGUGGAAAUUGCGUGCAAAUCGUGUAAAACAAAUCCUUUCCUUACAAGAAAAAGAGUACUGUGCAUUCUUCUGGUCAAAGAAAGCUGGCAUAGAAUUUGAUGUUGGAUUUGGCCCAAAGCAAAACUUCAGCAUUGACUCUUUGUGUAAUCCUGUUCUGCUUGAGGUUGCUAAAUUUGCCUUAGCAAUGAAUUCAUCCCAGCAGGAUUUCAUCAUGGAGAUUCUAGAGUACAACCUUGACUUCAGCCUGUGGAGUGAACACCAUAGGAAAACCGUUGUAUGUGAGGUUAUGAAUAGAGUUAGACAGCUUAAAAGAAGUGAUGAUGCCGUCAGGCUUUCAAAAGAGGUUUUUGGACUUCCUGGUCCUAUGUCAUCAGUUAACAUGACCAAUCAGAGCAUGGGUAGUGUCAAACCUGAAGUCGGCAGCAUAUUGAGAACAACUGAAAGUAAUGCUGCUCCCAUGUGUCCUCCUGAUUUACAAGCUGAAAACAAAGAACACAGGGUGGACAUCUAUCCCUUCUGCAAGGACAUUGGUCUGAAGCUAAAUGUAAUCUCCAGUCAGCCACAUAAAAAACUUGAGAUCAACAAAUUGACCAAUGGGGCAAUGACUGAAGUGACAAACUUUGUAGAAAAGUUGUGUGGAACAUUUGAUCAGAUUUGUAUUGACAUCCUCAGACACAACUUUGAUCUUGAUUGGCAAAAUGGAGAUUCUGACCUUGCUAAAACUAUUCUUGCUCGAAUUCCUGUUAUAUUGGAGCACAAAAAUCUAUCAAAUGUAACAGGCUUUAAGAAAAUAAACCCAAGAAAGCACAAAGAAUUUUUAAUGAUGGUGAUGGAUUGCCAGAACAGCCCAAAUUUAGAUACAUGUAGUACUGGCUCUUCCCAGGCUCCAAUCAUAGACCAAAAUGUAGGGAGUUCCACUGACACUGACACAUAUAAUGAGCUUGAUUUAUUGUUGUGGAAAUUGCGGGCUAAUCAAAUUCAACAGAUCCUCUCAGUGCCUCAUGUAGAACAUUGCCCAUUUUACUCCUAUUCCAGAUGCAAGAAAUUGGGCAUUGAUUUCAAUGUGGGAUCUGGAGUGAAACAAAAUCUGGAUCUAAAAUUACUGACCAAUGGCAUCAUGGUUGAAAUGAACACUUUUUCUACAGCACUGCAACCAGCUCAAAAGGAUUUCAUCACAGAGAUUCUGGAGUACAAUUUUCAUCUGAAUUUUAACAAUGAGAUGUGUCGCAAUGUCUUUGCACAGCAAGUUCUGGACAAACUGAUUAAAUCGACUCUUAAAUGUACGAAAUCCAGAUUGCUGAAAAUGUCUUUUAAGCUCCCUGACUUAACAGACAUAGAUGAAUCUACUUAUCUGAAAGCUAAAUAUUGCCCUAAAUGUUAUCAAGACAGAAAUUCUAAGAUUAGUCAAGAUGAAUCCAAUUCUGACCAUAUGCUACAUCCUCGUCCACAUGCCAUGACUGACACAGUCUCUACUGAAGCAAACUGCACAGCACAAAAGCCUACAAAGGAUCUGUCUUCUACUUUCCAAGUAGCAGAGGAGACAAUAAUGGACAGUUACCCUCUCUGCAAGAAAAUACGUUUAAGCCUAUGUGUGGACAAAAACAAACCAAAAGAUAAACUUGACCCCCAUGUAUUGACAAAUGGUAUUAUGAAGGAAGUGGCUAGUUUUUCCAAAAGAUUGUGUGGAACAAAACAUAAGCUCAUUAAUGAUAUUCUUGAACACAACUUCAACCUUGGCAUGCAGAGCCAAUAUAUAAAUCUUACAAUGCUGUGCCAGAGAAUGUUGUCACAAUACGGUGAAAGGCCCACCUGGUUCAGUGAAGUUUUUGUUAUUCAGCCAUGUACUCCGAGAGAGUUUAGAGAUGUGAGAAAAGUGGAAGAAGUAUCUGCCACACAGGAAAAUGAAAGGAAGGAAACAACCAAAAAAAGAAAGCAGACACUGCAAACAAAGAAGAAAGAAGCCACACUAUUGAGUGAUAACAUGGGUGCUGUAAAAUCAAGAAGAGAUGGGCAGAAUAGUGGAGACUGCUAUCUCAUUUGCACAGAGAUAGGUCUGGACCUAGACAUGACAUCAAAAUCAGGAGACAAGGAAAAACUGGACUUAAAGCUGUUGACUAGAGCUGCAGUGAUGGAGAUCUAUAAAUUUCUAGGAAGGAAACCACAACACUACUUCCCAGGCGCACUGUUUGACAUCCUUGACUAUAACUUUAAUCUAAGCUCACAACACUACAGGCAGUGGGAAUUUUCCAUAGCUACUGCAGCCAAAGUCAAAACCAUGGUCAAACAAUACCGGAAAAAAUUGCACAGAGCAAAUGAGGUCUUCAAAUUGCCAUUUGUGUUUGAACGCAAAGAAUUAAAAGGAUUGGUACAAGAGAGACAAAAUGAAAGUCCUAAAUCAUCUGUGGAAACAGCAGACAUGACAACGAAUGAAGAAUGUAGAGCUGUUCAGCCUUUGAGAAACCUUUCAGAUGUCAAUCAUGCCCAUCUUCUUAAUGUCAAAACUAGUAAGGAACUUUGGUUUGAAGAGGAGGACACAAAGUCUCAAACCGAUCCUGGGACAAUAAUGCAGAUGACAGGGAGUCCUGUGAGUGGAGAUUGUGACAGUCGUUUCCAGGAAAACAUACAGAUUAAAAAGGCGGAAGAUGAUUCACAUUAUGGUGAUAUGAAACCAGAACCAGUCACUGAGGAAAUAGAUAAACCUGCAGGAUCCUUUGGAUAUACUUUAACUAUAUGUCCAAAAUCUGAAAGUCAUAUAAAAACCGAAUCAGAAACGGAGGAUGCCCAGUAUUACAACCUGGCUGAACCACAAGUAUCUGAAGGAUAUGCCAGGCACUAUGUAGGUACAAAGACUGAGAGCAGUGUGAAAACAGAAUCAGACAGUGAGGAUGUCAAGUAUGAAAUCCCAGUCGAAGCAGCAGGAUCAUCAUACUCCAUGGUAACCAUAUGUCAGGACACUGAGAGUAAAUUGAUCAAACAGGAGCAAGAAAAUCGUCCAGUCUUCAUUAUGGAGAUGUUUCAAACACAAAGUGAAGUGGACAUCAAACAGGAACAAGAUUCUUAAUAAUCUAAGUGAUGGUCCACAAUAAAGACAGUUGUUAAACAGAUAGUGUUCAGCUGUUCGUCCAAUAAUGAGAAUUUGACGAGAAUUAGUUUUAAGGAUGAUGAGACACUGAACUCUUCUCUGUAGAUAUUACCUGAUUGUAAUUCAGCAAUUGGAGGUUUUCUGGUUUGUUUUCAGGUGUUUGUUUGUGUUUUUAAUGUUGUUUUUCCACUGUUUAUUAGUGCCUUUUCUGACCUUCAUGCUAUUUUUAUAUAAUGUGUUCAUUUUUUUUCCAAAAAGAAAAAGCUGCUUACUUACAAUGAAAAAUGAAAGACGUUGUAAACUACAAAGAACUGUGGUCUCUUUUUUCUUUUUCUUUUUUUUAAUUUGUGACAUAAAUGCGUAAAGAUUGAGUGUGUGAUUGCUUUAAAAAAUUUAAUCCACUUUAUAAUGCAGAUAUACACUAAAGAGAAGAAAAUGACCUAGAUCUUGAUGGAAAGUUGUAUUGUUUUAAACUGUUUUAGUACAUUUUUAAUAAAGUUUCAAAAGCAUU
Messenger RNA from Seriola aureovittata, 5380 nucleotides. RefSeq lists its product as uncharacterized. Bases 244 to 4848 code for a protein of 1534 amino acids. The transcript is spliced from 3 exons. The record is from RefSeq and is a predicted model, not a curated record. NCBI's taxonomy places the organism in Eukaryota, Metazoa, Chordata, Actinopteri, Carangiformes, Carangidae.